GUGGCCAAUUAUCAUCCAAGAAUCACUACCAGCACCUAGCCAGCUCUGUAGAGCAUCAUCAUCGUCAUCGCGCACGAUUCUUUCCAUUCAUUUUCUUCCCCAAUACACCGCCCUGAUUUGGUCGCUCUGAAGGUUAUAUAUUUUUCUACUAGUUUACAAAGGGGAAGGGAAGCACCGAUCUCUGGUAAGUCCAUAAUCUCUUUGGUGAAAGUUUCUUCAAUUCUAACAUUUUAAUACCAGCUGAAACUUUCUAUGAUGGAUACAAGUCAUGGUAAUCAUGAAGAUUAUACAGUAGCUCUCUAUGAAGCCUCACUUGAUGGGUCUGUAAGCACCUUGGACACUUUGUUGCAAAGGGAUAGGCUCAUUCUUCACAAAAUCUCACUUACAUCCUUCACCGAAACCCCCUUACACAUUGCAGCUUUGCUUGGCCACCUCCAAUUUACUAAUGCUCUUCUCAAAAGAAAACCACAACUUGUGGAAAAAGUGGACUCAUCAGACCGAACUGCCCUUCACUAGGCCUGUGCAGGGGGCCACACCCAGGUUGUGAAAGCAUUGUUGCUAGCCAAUAUGGAUAUGUGCUUAGUUUCUGAUCAAGAGGAGAGAAUUCCUCUCCACUUAGCCGCAAUGAGAGGACACGUAGAGGUGAUAAAAGAAUUGCUUAUUGCCCAUCCAGGCUCAAUCUCUCGGGUGAAUCUGUAUGGAGACAAUGUUUUACAUUUGUGUGUUCGGUAUAAUUGUUUGGACGCUCUGAAAUUAUUGGUGGAAUCCGUAAAUGAUAAAGAUUUCGUCAACUCCAAAGACAAUGAUGGUAAUUCCAUAUUGCAUUUAGCUGUGAUGCUCGGGCAAACGAAGACCAUAAAAUACUUGCUUUCGAUACCAGAAUUAAAAAGAAAGGCCAAUGCCAAAAAUAGGAUUGGCAACAUGACAGCUUUGGAUGUCUCAGAGACUUGUCAUAGAGAUUUCAAAUGUAUUCAAAUCCAAGACAUUCCAAAAGCAGCAGGUGUUAGAAGAUCCAAGGAUCUAAACUCUCCUCUACUUCCAGCAUUAAAUGAUGAGGAAGCACAAUCAGCUCGACCCAUUAUUGAAGAACAGCCGGCUGAUCUAUCGAGGUUUAGGAAAUGGUGGAGAUACUUUUAUUUGUGUCGAUGGGUUAAACAUUUGCAGAGUCAGAGCAAUUGGAUCGAUGAGACACGUGGCACAUUGAUGUUGGUGGCCACUGUGAUUGCAACUAUGACUUUCCAAUCUGGGAUCAACCCACCAGGUGGUGUUUGGCAGCAAGAUUAAAAAAAUGGUGAUAUUGCAGCAGGCACAUCAAUAUUUCUAGCCCAGAACU
Juglans regia (Persian walnut) is the source of this 1333-nucleotide messenger RNA. Its product is annotated as ankyrin repeat-containing protein NPR4-like. Bases 568 to 1284 code for a protein of 238 amino acids. Gene Ontology annotation, cellular component: plasma membrane. The transcript has 2 exons. NCBI's taxonomy places the organism in Eukaryota, Viridiplantae, Streptophyta, Magnoliopsida, Fagales, Juglandaceae. The record is from RefSeq and is a predicted model, not a curated record. Gene Ontology annotation, molecular function: protein phosphatase 1 binding; protein phosphatase regulator activity.